This is a messenger RNA of Schizosaccharomyces octosporus yFS286, 1771 nucleotides long. RefSeq lists its product as uncharacterized. Gene Ontology annotation, cellular component: small-subunit processome; box C/D methylation guide snoRNP complex. Bases 193 to 1506 code for a protein of 437 amino acids. The record is from RefSeq and is a predicted model, not a curated record. Gene Ontology annotation, biological process: rRNA methylation; box C/D sno(s)RNA 3'-end processing. Lineage: Eukaryota; Fungi; Ascomycota; Schizosaccharomycetes; Schizosaccharomycetales; Schizosaccharomycetaceae. The transcript has 4 exons. Gene Ontology annotation, molecular function: RNA binding; histone H2AQ104 methyltransferase activity; rRNA methyltransferase activity.
GCAUAAUGUCACAAAUACAUGGUAUCCUCCAGUUACACAAACCAACCUUCGCCGUAUAUGACUGUAAUGAACUAAAAAUAUAUAUUAUUAUCAAAUAUAGUUAUCUUCAAUUACCUUGUUUUUGGAAAAAAGAAUUUUAUUUAUUACGCUGUUGAUUCACUGUAAGAGGCCUUACAACUGUCAUUCUAUUCCAUGAGUCCGAUUUCGAUUAAUGGCCUUGAAAGUUUUGAUUUUAAAUCCUGGGGAAAACCGAAUAGAGAUAUUUAUAAAGAAUUGCAUAUUUAUGAUUUUGACAAUACAUUGUUUCAGACCCCUUUGCCCAAUGCGAACAUUUGGAGUAAUCAAGCAAUUCGUGUCUUGAUGGCGUUUAACAUUCUCGCGAAUGGAGGAUGGUUUUUUGAUCCCCGGGUAUUGGCUUCUACGGGUGAAGGUGUUGAAGUAGAAGAAAAACGCGCUUGGGAUGGAUGGUGGAAUGAAAAGAUUGUUUCCCAAGCUAGAGAGUCUAUUCGACGUCAGGACGUUUUAGCUGUCUUACUUACUGGUCGAAAUGAGCAAUUCAGGGAGAUUACCGAGAAAAUAGUAAAGAGCAAAGGAUUAGACUUUGAUGGAGUUGUAUUCAAGCUUCAGACUACAACCGGUUAUUGGCCUCAAACGCUGACUUUUAAACUCUGGUUUUUUGAACAAGUAUUUCUCCAGUACCCAAAUGUUCAUACCAUUCGUGUUUAUGAAGAUCGACCUUCUCAUGUUGAAUCCUUUUCCAACUGGCUAGCUCGUAAAGCAGAUGAAGAUGAAAGAUUCAGUUUUGAAAUCAUUGCAGUUACCGAACCUCCUAAGUAUCUCAAAUUUACUACUGAGAUAAAAUUGGUGAAAAGCAUGAUAGCAUCUCACAAUGCGAAGGCCCCUACUUUAAAACUUCCAAUGUAUAAAUUUGUAAAAAAUGUUACGUCUUCUAUUAUAACUGUUUCUCCAACUGAGCUACAUCAUCUUCGAAACGCAUUUUUCAGUGUUCCCAUUACAGACAUCAUGCAAAGUGUUUCCGCUAAUUCUAGAAGAACCUCUAUUGAUGACGAGCCUCGUAUUGCUGAACCCGAUUUGCCUCCAGAUACUCCUUACAAUUCUUAUCCAGAAAAAAGCUGGAUUGUAACUGCCAUUGGCCGCUAUCGCGACGAGUAUUGGGCAGUACGCGGAGAAACAUGUGAUCCACACUUCAAGAAUAGAAUUCAUGAACCAGACACCGCCAAUAUUCCCUCACUUUACGGUACCAUCAUGUAUAUUUCCAUGUCGACGGGCAUAGUAACUUCCGAGAUCACUGACAUUGGAGCUCAGCAAUGGAAAGUCCUUCAUCCUGACGAACGAUGGCUGAUGAGAACUAAUAUCAGACGAGAAUGUACACAUGAUAUCCGUUACAAGCGACCCUAUACGCCGGCUCGCAAAUUUACAGAUAUAGUGGGCUUGGAAGGUCAGCGUGCUUCCCCAUUUACUGGUAGUAUGCAUAAACCAUCCUAGAAUGACAACAUAAAUGACUUUACUUAAUUUAUUAUUAUCCGAUCAUGACUUUCGGUUCCCAAAAUUAGCCCAUCCUUCAAAUUCAUUUAGGAGCGUUAGUUAAGCUUAUGAAAAAAAAAAAAAAGAUUCUCUUAGAUACAAUGUUUUCACUGAAUUCUAUCUAUAUUUACUCUUUACUUAAGAUUUAAUGUAAGAAAAGCUUUAAGAUAUAAUGAAUAGUAAUUUGUCAUUUCAUUAUUUUUUGUUUUAUAAACAUUCUAAAAAA